AGAGCGCCUGUCUCACUUCCGCCAGCCCUCCGCUAGAUCCCUGCAGCGUCUAUUUCCGGGUGCGGAUUCUGUCGUGAAGACGAGAUUUCCCAUCAAACGUGGCGUCGUGGGCCCUUCGCGCCUAGCCUAGGGUCAGCGAGCAAGGACAGGCGCGGGCGGGGGUACUUUGCAGCUAACGACUGGAGCCGGUUCUCGUGUCCCAGGCCCGUUCUGGUACCUCCGAUUCCUCAGAGCCGGCUGGCUUUUCAGCCCUCACGAUAAGAGGGGUAGCUGUUUUUCAGUUCCAGAAGACAGCGCCCCUUGGCCCAUGCCUGUUCCCCAAAGUCACUAUCAGACCUGUGGGGUGCAGCAUUUGACACGUCAUUCCUAACUUCACUGAGAUUUCUUGCCUCCGAGUUCAAAGGUCUUUCUGCCUCAGUUGAAUUACACCUGUAAAACUGAGUUGAAGAUUCGGGUUUCAUGCAAAAAGAUCACCUUUAAGACAGCGCUCAUUUGACACCCCCCAAAGCGCAUGCUCACUAGCGAGUUUGUGGGAAAAGUGAAAUCUAGCACACACAUAAUACUAUGGCUGAGUACGGGGCUCAUAUCACAACUGCUUCUGUAGCAGAUGACCAGCCAUCCAUCUUUGAGGUGGUAGCACAAGACAGUUUAAUGACAGCUGUGAGGCCUGCUCUUCAGCAUGUAGUCAAGGUUCUUGCAGAAUCAAAUCCUGCCCACUGGGGCUUCUUUUGGAGGUGGUUUGAUGAAAUCUUUACUCUGCUAGAUCUUCUGCUUCAGCAGCAUUAUCUGUCCAAAACCAGUGCCUCAUUUUCCGAAAACUUCUAUGGCUUAAAGCGUAUUGUAAUGGGGGACUCUCAUAAGGUUCAGACAUUGGCCAGUGCUGGUCUCCCCAGGAAGCACCUCUGGAAAUCAAUUAUGUUCCUGGUUCUUCUUCCCUAUCUGAAAGUGAAGCUGGAGAAGCUGGUUUCUAGCUUGCGAGAAGAGGACGAAUAUUCUAUUCAUCCUCCUUCUUCCCACUGGAAGCGAUUUUACAGAGCCUUCCUGGCAGCCUACCCAUUUGUUAACAUGGCCUGGGAAGGCUGGUUUCUGGUACAGCAGCUCCAAUACAUUCUAGGAAAAGCUCAGCACCACUCACCCUUACUGAGGCUGGCUGGAGUUCGACUAGGUCGGCUGACAGUUCAAGAUAUACAAGCUCUGGAGCAGAGACCGCGAGCCAGUGUGAUGCAGCAGCCAGCCAGGAGUAUUAGUGAGAAGAUAAAGUCAGCUCUGAAGAAAGGUCUGGGAGGUGUUGCCCUGUCCCUCUCUACUGGCCUUUCUGUGGGUGUCUUCUUCCUACAGUUCCUUGAUUGGUGGUACUCAUCUGAAAAUCAAGAAACCAUCAAGUCACUGACUGCCCUGCCUACUCCACCACCACCUAUACACCUAGAUUACAACUCUGAUUCUCCUCUGUUACCCAAAAUGAAAACUGUGUGCCCAUUGUGUCGGAAAACCCGGGUGAAUGAUACUGUUCUUGCCACCUCUGGUUAUGUGUUUUGUUAUCGUUGUGUGUUUAAUUAUGUGAGGAGUCACCAAGCUUGUCCCAUCACAGGUUAUCCAACAGAAGUACAACAUCUUAUUAAACUCUACUCCCCUGAGAACUGAAA
Messenger RNA from Fukomys damarensis (Damara mole-rat), 1643 nucleotides. RefSeq names its product peroxisomal biogenesis factor 12 (gene Pex12). Bases 565 to 1641 code for a protein of 358 amino acids. Gene Ontology annotation, molecular function: zinc ion binding; protein binding; ubiquitin-protein transferase activity. Lineage: Eukaryota; Metazoa; Chordata; Mammalia; Rodentia; Bathyergidae. The record is from RefSeq and is a predicted model, not a curated record. The transcript has 3 exons. Gene Ontology annotation, biological process: protein import into peroxisome matrix; protein monoubiquitination. Gene Ontology annotation, cellular component: peroxisomal importomer complex; peroxisomal membrane.